Messenger RNA from Frieseomelitta varia, 2361 nucleotides. RefSeq names its product sterol O-acyltransferase 1. The coding region runs from base 354 to 1955 and encodes 533 amino acids. Lineage: Eukaryota; Metazoa; Arthropoda; Insecta; Hymenoptera; Apidae. Gene Ontology annotation, biological process: cholesterol metabolic process. The record is from RefSeq and is a predicted model, not a curated record. Gene Ontology annotation, cellular component: endoplasmic reticulum membrane. The transcript is spliced from 10 exons.
AUACUAUCCCCGAUUCGGUCGAUGGAUCAGUAGCAGUUCGCGCCUCGUACAGUGUAAACGCUUCUUUAAUAGUCGUCAAAUCGACUUAUCUCUAAAUCUGUGUGGUCGUCGAACUGAGUCGUCAACGUUAUUCAACUUGACAAAGCAAUAUAUUGUGUGGGCUGACUGUUUGAGAUCUCAAUAACAUUUCCUGGACACAGGUUUGUCACAAUUUGGUGAUAUCUGUCUACAAAACUACAUUACACCAAUAUCAGAAUAUGACGAUAUUUUUAUGAAAUCCCAUCGGAGGUGGGGUUGUUCGAGCUUUAUUGAAUGUAAGAUGAUAGAUCGUUGACAAAGUAACAAAGAAAAACAUGGAAAAACAAGCCGCCGCUAUGGAGAUACCUGCUCCAAUUGAGAACUUCAAUGAGACAUCGGAAAGUCCCAAGACACAAGAAACGGAGUCCGCCAGGAUCAAAAAAGCCGAAGUGCGUGACAUAAUUGUCAAUGAGAUGCAAGGGCAGAUGCAGGAAAUCAGACAAGACAUUUUGGAGAUUGUGAGCAGCCGAAUGAAUGACAUGAUAUCGGAAGUAAUGCGCAAAAUCAAUUCGAAGGAGUUGAAAGAUCUGCUGGACUCGAAGAAUUACUCUAAUAGAACGAAACCGACAAAAGAGAACACAUUACGCAGCAAACAGUUUCUUCAAAGAAAUUCACUAUUGACCGACCUGUACGAGAUCAAACAUAUUCGCACGCUUUAUAAUGCGAUUGUAGCUAUGUUGAUAAUUCUGUUAAUACACACCGCUGUGUACGAUAUUCGACAUACAGGCUCGCCUAAUCUCGGCAUCAAGACGAUCCGAGCUGGCUUUGCCAAAUUUCCAAUAGUGCUUCUUAUCUGGUCCUUGAUGAAGAUCUCGGUUCUAGGAGUGUACGUUGCUUUCUGUUGUUGGGCAACACGUCGUCUCGAAUACGCGCCAAAUUCAGCGUUUGGCAAAAAAAUUUGGGACUACGCGUGGCUGGGAGGUAUCAUUCUGUAUCAAACUUUGCUCUUCAUGCUUCCUACCAGAGCUGUACUCGAUAACGACUUGCCACUGGCGUCCAGUAUGAUCAUUCUCAUGGAACAAGUUCGACUAGUAAUGAAGACUCAUGCUUUCGUAAGAAGCGUAGCACCAAAAUUUUUGUUAUAUAAAUCCCAUUCGGAGACACCGGUACCACAGCCACCUGGUUUUUCCAAGUACCUUUACUUCUUGUUCGCGCCAACUCUGAUUUAUCAAGACAGAUAUCCUAGGGCGAAAAACAUCCGAUGGAACAUCGUUCUGAACAAUUUUAUCGAAGUAAUAACGAUCAUCUUUUUCGUGGCACUCCUCUACGAACGAUUGUUGUACCCAAACUAUCGGGAUUUUGGAAAACAGGUCGAGCUGGGGACACUGACGCUCAAUGUUCUGAGCUCGAUGCUGCCCGGAAUUUUAAUGUUCCUUUGUGGAUUUUAUCUUCUCCUGCACUGUUGGAUGAACGCUUUCGCUGAACUGUUGCGAUUCGCCGACAAAAUGUUUUACCAAGAUUGGUGGAAUUCAAUCUGCUACAGCGCUUAUUAUCGCACUUGGAACAUCGUGGUCCACGACUGGCUAUACACGUACAUCUACAAGGACGUGUACGAGACACUGGCGCCAGGAAACAGGGUUCUAUCUACUUGCGCAGUGUUCGCCAUCUCAGCAAUCAUGCACGAGUACAUUCUCAGCUUCUCCAUCCGCUUCUUUUAUCCAGUUUUGCUGGUUCUUUUCGGUGGUAUUGGCCUGAUGGUCGUGUUCGUAUUGAAGUCAGCUGGAAAUAUAUUCCUCUGGCUCUCCUUGAGCUCGGGCAGUGGAAUAUUAGUUAGUUUGUACUGUAUGGAGUAUUUCGCCAGGAUCAAUUGCCCCUCGGCUCGAGACGAUUUCUUGGAUCUCCUUAUACCGAGAACUUGGACAUGUUUUUUUAAGUGAAUAAAUUUAAAAGAAGAAAAAAAAAAGAACAUGAGAAUACGACUAAUUUGAGUUUAAGUAAAAUAAAUGCUUUAGAUUAUAAUUGUAUGUAUGAUAGCAACAUGCUGUGCCGUGUGUCGAGGAAACUGGUUUGUAUGAGAAUUUUUUCAGAGUUUAUUCUCAAGUAUGUAAAUAUUGGAUUCCAAAGAAACAUUUCAAGUUUAUUGAUUGGAAUAAUUUGGAUUGCAAUAUUUUUAAUGGCGCGAAUAAAAGUACGGCGCCUAUAAUUGAAGCUAUAUAAAUUAGUACGAAUAAGUUAUGAAUUGUCUGAAACGAAAGUGAUAGAAGAUACAAUACAAAGUAUUGACUAAAAUUUAUGACAUUUUAACUUAAAAAGGAGAUUCAAGUGUAACGUGUAAUUGUAAAG